Messenger RNA from Tarenaya hassleriana, 3359 nucleotides. RefSeq names its product ATP-dependent zinc metalloprotease FTSH 7, chloroplastic-like. Lineage: Eukaryota; Viridiplantae; Streptophyta; Magnoliopsida; Brassicales; Cleomaceae. The record is from RefSeq and is a predicted model, not a curated record. Gene Ontology annotation, biological process: proteolysis. Gene Ontology annotation, molecular function: ATP-dependent peptidase activity; ATP binding; ATP hydrolysis activity. Gene Ontology annotation, cellular component: chloroplast thylakoid; membrane. The transcript is spliced from 13 exons. Bases 111 to 2525 code for a protein of 804 amino acids.
CUUCUUGUCCAAACCAGACAGAGAGAUAGAUAUCCAUAUGGAUAUAAAAUGGAAGAACAAAUGCGAGAUACGCCCCGUUUGAUUCUCCGCAAUUCCUAGGGUUUCGAAGGAUGUCUACAGUCGAAUUCCUACAACCAGGUAUCCGCGAUAGGUUCGGAUUCUCCACCUGCUCGAGUUGCAGUCUCUUGUACUCGAAUGCUUCGAGCGUUUUCUACGAUCGGUCUGUGGUUUUUCGCCAUAAUCCGAACCGCCUUGUUUCCAAUUCAAUCCCGCUCCCUCUGCAUAAGAAACCGGUUACAGUAUCGACACUCCCGGGUAGGUUUAGUCUCUGGGAAGGGUUUUCGGGGAAGAAGAGACGGGUGGAGGAGAGAAGGACCGUUGUGAACUGUCAAGAGAGCAAUCAGAAUGCUACUUCGAGUAGUGAUGGUGAAGGAGAUCAGAAUUCUCCGGCGAAUUCGGGUUCGUCGUCGUCGAAGCGGAAGAGAGAGAAGCAAGAGAAAGCUGAGCUAUGGUGGUCAAAGGGGAAGAAAUGGCAGCGGCAACCCAUACUCAAGGCUCAGGAGAUUGGGGUUUUGCUAUUACAAUUGGGCAUCGUCGUGUUUGUGACGCGAUUGUUGCGACCCGGAAUUCCGUUACCCGGGUCGGAGCCCCGGAGCCAGACGACCUUCGUGAGCGUACCGUACAGUGACUUUCUGAGCAGAAUUAACAGUAAUCAGGUGCAGAAGGUGAAGGUUGAUGGAGUUCAUAUCCUGUUUAAGUUGAAAGAUGAAGGAGAUUGGCAAGAGAGUGAGCCUAGUAGGCUUCCGGAGUCAUCAGAAUCUCUCUUAAGAAGUGUGGCUCCGACCAAGAGAAUUGUAUAUUCCACCAUGAGGCCGAGCGACAUCAAAACGCCAUACGAGAAGAUGCUCGAGAAUAACGUUGAAUUCGGGUCACCAGAUAAGCGCUCUGGUGGCUUUUUCAACUCUGGAUUGAUAGUUCUUUUCUACAUUGCGGUGCUUGCAGGGCUUCUCCACCGAUUCCCUGUUAGCUUUUCCCAGACUACCACUGGCCAGCUUAGGACCCGCAAGUCUGGUGGUCCAGUUGGGGGCAAGGUUUCCGGGCAAGGUGAAACGAUCACGUUUUCAGACGUUGCGGGUGUUGAUGAAGCGAAGGAGGAGCUGGAAGAGAUUGUGGAAUUUCUCAGGAAUCCGGAUAGGUAUACCCGUCUUGGUGCUCGUCCGCCUCGUGGUGUCCUAUUGGUUGGUCUUCCUGGAACAGGGAAGACCCUUCUCGCAAAGGCUGUUGCUGGGGAAGCCGAGGUUCCUUUCAUAAGCUGUUCCGCGAGUGAGUUUGUAGAGUUAUAUGUCGGCAUGGGUGCCUCACGUGUAAGAGAGCUUUUUGCGCGGGCCAAGAAGGAGGCUCCGUCGAUUAUAUUUAUUGACGAGAUUGAUGCUGUGGCAAAAAGCCGUGACGGCAAAUUCAGAAUUGUCAGCAAUGAUGAGAGAGAGCAAACUCUGAAUCAGUUGCUCACUGAGAUGGAUGGUUUUGACAGUAGCUCUUCUGUUAUUGUUCUUGGAGCUACGAAUCGAGCCGAUGUCUUAGACCCCGCCUUGCGUCGUCCCGGGAGAUUCGAUCGUGUUGUUUUGGUGGAAACACCUGACAGAACUGGAAGAGAAGCCAUUUUGAAAGUGCAUGUUUCAAAGAAGGAGCUUCCUCUAGGAGAUGAUGUCAAUCUUGGCGAUAUCGCCUCAACGACCACCGGUUUCACCGGGGCAGACCUUGGAAACCUGGUAAAUGAAGCCGCUUUGCUGGCCGGAAGGAAGAGCAAGACGACUGUUGAGAAAAUAGACUUUGUUCAGGCUGUGGAGCGGUCUAUAGCUGGCAUAGAGAAGAAAACUGCUAAGUUACAAGGCGGUGAGAAGGCCGUGGUUGCAAGACAUGAAGCUGGGCAUGCUGUUGUCGGCACAGCCGUUGCAAAUCUUCUUUCUGGGCAGCCACGUGUGGAGAAACUAAGCAUAUUGCCGAGAUCCGGAGGGGCAUUGGGCUUUACAUACAUUCCUCCAACCAGUGAAGACAGAUAUCUGCUCUUCGUUGACGAACUACGUGGCCGUUUGGUUACCCUUCUCGGAGGACGUGCAGCAGAAGAAGUUGUUUACUCAGGGCGUGUUUCGACAGGUGCACUUGACGAUAUUAGACGGGCAACUGACAUGGCGUACAAGGCGGUAGCUGAAUAUGGUCUGAACCAGAAAAUCGGCCCCGUGUCUCUGUCCACACUUUCUGGUGGCGGGAUUGAAGAUUCCGAGGGCUCAGCCUUUGGAAGAGAUCAGGGACAACUGGUCGAUCUUGUUCAAAGUGAGGUGACAAAAUUACUGCAAGCUGCCUUGGAUGCUGCACGGUGUGUGGUACGAGCUAAUCCAGAUGCACUGGAAGGGCUCGGGGCUCGACUAGAAGAGAGAGAGAAAGUGGAAGGAGAAGAACUGCAGGAAUGGUUGGAUAUGGUAGUGGCCCCAAAGGAACUUGCUCUCUUUGUCAAUGGCACGAGCUAAGCCCCCCUUUAUCAUCCUCGUGCAUUUCUGUAUCUCGGCUCGGGCCAUGCUGCUCUUUGUUUUUUUGGUUGCGGCCAGCCAGGGUUAUACCGUCGAAAUAACACGUGUAGAAGGAGCUCUUUUGCUUGAUGGGUUGGAAUAUUUGUAAGAACUUUUUGAGUGUAAUUGGCAAAAUUGUAUCUAUUGAUUCAGAUGCAUAUAUAUAAGAGCCUACAUAUAUAACGGUGGUCCAGCCCUCGGCUUUUUCAAUGUGUUCACUCUUGUAACAUGGGGUUUGUAGAAGAUUCAACUGAUGAUAUUAUUACAAACCCUUUUGACUCUCUCCCUUUCUCCCCCGUAAUCGCAGGAUCUCAAGUUCUUGUAUUGAAUAAACAAUGGGUUUCCUAUAUUAUGAGACACACAAAUCAAAUGUUCAAACUGCUUGUAUGCAUGUAGAGAUGAUAAUGUGUCAGCUGAACCAAAUUGAAAUGAAACGAAAUGGAUGAUAUUGCAUCAUGAAGGAAUAAUUUUGAUCAUUUAAAGCAAAAGGGACAGAACAUGGAUAGAAUUCAACGGGCUGUCAUUUCUUGGCGAAGAGCCCACCGAAGCCACCGUUCUUCUUCGGCGGCACCGCCACCGAGUUCUUGUCGCCGCCGUCGACCUUCUUAAGGAUGGGAUCCGUCUCGUAGAACUGAUCUUGUUUCGUCAAAUUCCCCAGCAACCAAUCGAUAAAACCCUUCUCCUCCUUCGCUACCGACGCUGCUCCCUUCGCCGCCGUCGCUUUUACCCUCACCGUCGCCGGAGCGAAGCUUAUCACGAUCGACGACGCCAUUUGAACCUCUCUCUCUCUCUCUC